Molecule: messenger RNA, 2877 nt
Organism: Sycon ciliatum
Lineage: Eukaryota; Metazoa; Porifera; Calcarea; Leucosolenida; Sycettidae
Exons: 2
Coding region: 120-2666 (848 amino acids)
Biological process (GO): regulation of DNA-templated transcription
Cellular component (GO): nucleolus
Molecular function (GO): transcription corepressor activity; sequence-specific DNA binding; RNA binding
Source: RefSeq, a predicted model, not a curated record
CACAUGUGGCAAGCUUCAAAGACGAGGAGAUCAAAAUACAAAUGAAAUUUAUUAUUAUUGUUUUCACUUGUCGCUUCCCUCUGUUGUGUUGGGGCACGACCUGAUUGUCUGUUGUAGAAAUGUCGGAGGCUAUAUUGCCCCUGUUCUGGGAUUUAGCAUCUCCCGAAGAUGAAAAGAGAAUCGCUGCCGUAAUGAAGUUAAUCUCGUCAUUGGUGGACAGUCAAAACGAGAACAAGGAAGAAUUAUGUUCAGACGUACAAUACUCAUUGAAGCGACUUGUGAGAGGUCUUUCUUCUCCCAGGCAGGCUGCUCGACAGGGAUUUGCAGAGGCCCUGUGUGAGCUGCUGCGUCAGUUUCCGAAAGUGUCCACGGAGAGUUUUGUAGAGUUGAUGAAAGAGCACCUUCAGCCCAGUGCCAACAUGAAAGGCUAUGAAGAAAGCAACGUGCUAUUCGGCCAGGUGGUAGCUAUUGUAACUCUGAUCCGCGCCAAGCGGCUCAGCGACAAGACAGUCCAGCAGGAUACGUUGGCGUUCAUCGUGGAUCAGCUGCAGACGUGCCGUGGGCGCAAGAGUUACUUGAAGGAGCUGUGUGCCUCGGUGCUGGGCGACCUAGUCUCCAGCAUGCCGGCGAAAGUAUUCAAGCAGAGCCUGUAUCCAUUAUUAGAGUCGGACCUACACUGCGGCUGGAGUGAAUGCACGGCGGAGCAGUUUAUUAUCCUACUAAAGGCAAAUCAGUAUCACUCCGAAGGACUUGGUGCGAAGUUCUUUGAAACCCACUGGGGCUGCAGUAGUAUAUUGCACGAGGAGAACAUACCUCGUGUCGUUGACAUUCUGCUCAAGGCCGGUGACAUCCACAGCUCCAAGGUGCACUGUGUCUGGAUCGAGGUGGCAACUCUGCUCAUGUCGGAUGUGGACACGUUCACAGCGUUCUGGAAAGCCGGCGUUGAGACGGCACUGCUCAACUCCACGGUGACGCGGCGCUGCUCGGCAAUGCAGCUGGCGGAAGCCAUCAUGCCGCAGGCGUCCGUACAGCUACUGCCGGUCAUUCUUAGCGCGCCGCUGCUGAAAUGCGUAGUGAAAAGCAUUUCGGCAAAGAAGACCAUCCUACCCGCCGCCGCCAAGCAGUUCUGUAAGGGUCUUGUGGAGACUUUCCGCAAAGGUGCCGAAGCAGCGCCCGCAGCUGGUCAAGAGGCUGGUGGUGGCGACAGUGGUAAGCAACACAAUCAGCUGAAAGGCCUGGUGGAUGUGCUGCUGGACUUGCUCUGGCACCCGUCGCGCAUCCUGCGAAGUGCCGUGGAGGAGGUCUUCCGCGGCAUAGAGCGCCAUCUAACUCCUAGCGCUCUGGAGUUGGUAAUCACAAGCGUUGUUGGGCAGGACGACAGCGCGGACAAGGAUACUGACAUGGACGUCGAUGAGGAAGAGGACAGUGACGAUGACGACGACGAAGGCAGUGGCGAUGAAGACGGUGACGGCGAAGAGAAUCUGCUUUUCGACGACGGCAGUGAAGAGGACAGUGAUGUCAGUGAUGUUGACGAGGAAGAGGAUAUGGAUAGCGACGUGCCAUCAGGCCCAGCAACGGCCGGCACUGAAGACAGUGGCACGGACGAUAAUGAUGACGACGAUGGCGACGACGACUUUGAACUGCCUGAUGAAGAGAUGCCCGAGGACCCAGAAGAGAUUGCAAAAGUAGAUGCUGCACUAGUCAUGGCAUUGAAGCACCGCAUAGAAUCGAAGAAAAAGCGCAAGAUGGAGCGUCUUGAUCUGAUUCACUUCCGCCUUCGUGUAUUGGAUGUGGUGGAAAUUAUAAUUCGUCGAAGUCAGAAUGCUAGCAUAUUGCUUCGUCUGGUGAUGCCCUUGUUUGAGUUGACAUUGGAAAAGGCCAGUGACAGUCAGGCAAGAGCUCUUAUUCAGAAAGCGCAGGGAUUGCUCAAGUCUCGCCUGUGCAAGACGCGCACACGCUCGUUGUCGAGUGCCGAGGAUCUGGACGAGGGCUAUGCAGUGCUGAGGCGGCUCAUCGACAUUUCCCGCCAUGCGCACACUGCCGCAACCAGUACUCUCGCCACAGAGGCCAUCAUGUACACACUGAGAUUGAUGCACACAUCAUCAUCUGCCAACGACCAGGCAGCCGCUGUCAGUUCGUUCGCUGCAGAUCCAGCGAAGAUUGUAGAGCUGUUUGCCGCACCAGUAGAGGAAUUCAUCACAAAGAAGAGCUCGCGCCUCAGCUCCAGUCUUUUCACCGAGAUAUUGUCACGCUAUCCGUCAGUUGCCUGGCUCUUGGCCAGAACAAUGGCCAAGCAUCUUCCGGACAGUGCCAACGAGUUUCGGCGCAAGGAGAUCUGCGUGUUGUUGUGCACGCUGCUGUCCCGCCGUGAUGCCUCUUCACACGCACCAGUCCACUUCUCUGGCCUUGCUAAAGUGCUGCGCCACUCCCUGACCAAGACAUUGACGCUGGCCGCUCAGACGUCCGACAAGGCGAAGGCGAAGAACUUCCGCCAGUUGAUUCUCCUUGCGCAGCACUUCCUCAAGCUAUCCACCAUUCACGGCAGUGAGAAGCUCGCAUCUGCUAUCCGCAGUGACCUGCAGGAACCGCUCAAGAUGGCCUCUGAGUGUAACCUUGCACAGCGAUCGCCAGAGAUCAAGAGCUUGAUUGUCAAGCAGCUGAGCUAACCUUGUGUGUGUGUGCAUGCGUGUUUGUGUGUGUGUGUGUGUGUGUGUGUGUGUGUGUGUGUGUGUGUGUGUGUGUGUGUGUGUGUGUGUGUGUGUGUGUGUGUUUGACGUACUCCACACAUCAUGCUGGUCGUGAUGAUUUAGAGCUGGCAUGUGCAGCUCCGUUGUUGCCGAUGUACCACUCUCCUGUACUAUAACAUGACUCUUGUGA